UCAGACAAUGGGAGAAGACAAGUCUGACAAAAGUGACAGUUCUGUUGGAUCAAACAGCAUUGAGGAACCAGAGUAUGGAUGCCAACUCAAGAUUUUAAAAUUGAACAACCAAAUUCAUGAACUGCAAACACUCAUCAGAGAUAAGACAACUUCUAGAGGAGACUUUGUAUUCUAUGCAAACAGGCUGAUCCGAUUGGUUGUUGAGGAGGGCUUGAACCAGCUACCUUACAAGACAUGUGAAGUGAUCACACCGACAGAUGAACCCUUUGAUGGAGUGGAGUUUCUUCAUGGAAAUUGUGGCGUCAGCAUUAUGAGAAGUGGCGAGGCCAUGGAACACGGUCUACGAGACUGCUGCAGGUCGAUACGAAUCGGCAAGAUUCUAAUCAAAACAAACGAAGAGACAGAUGAGGCAAAGGUGUACUAUGCCAAGUUUCCUCCCGAUAUUAGUAGACGAAGAGUGCUUCUCAUGUACCCUAUACUUAACUCAGGAAACACUGUGAUACAAGCAGUAAGAGUUCUCCAAGAACAUGGUGUUGAUGAUAAAAACAUUCUUCUUCUCACUCUCUUCUGUACUCCACAUGGUGUGGAAACUGUGAUCAAGGAAUUUCCAAACAUCACCGUCUUGUCAUCGGAAAAGGACCCGGUUCCACCAGUCCACUUUGGACAGAAAUAUUUUGGGACAGAUUGACAAUCCACUGACCAA
Molecule: messenger RNA, 703 nt
Organism: Lytechinus variegatus (green sea urchin)
Lineage: Eukaryota; Metazoa; Echinodermata; Echinoidea; Temnopleuroida; Toxopneustidae
Product: uracil phosphoribosyltransferase homolog
Exons: 6
Coding region: 8-688 (226 amino acids)
Source: RefSeq, a predicted model, not a curated record